This is a messenger RNA of Prosopis cineraria, 1567 nucleotides long. RefSeq names its product succinate--CoA ligase [ADP-forming] subunit alpha-2, mitochondrial-like. Gene Ontology annotation, molecular function: succinate-CoA ligase (ADP-forming) activity; succinate-CoA ligase (GDP-forming) activity. Lineage: Eukaryota; Viridiplantae; Streptophyta; Magnoliopsida; Fabales; Fabaceae. The coding region runs from base 121 to 1122 and encodes 333 amino acids. Gene Ontology annotation, biological process: tricarboxylic acid cycle. The transcript has 7 exons. The record is from RefSeq and is a predicted model, not a curated record. Gene Ontology annotation, cellular component: mitochondrion; succinate-CoA ligase complex (ADP-forming).
UGCCCUAAAAUAAAAAGCUGGCCAAGAAAAUGAAAAAUAUGGAGUCUUGAACGGCGACUAAUGCGUUUCAGCAGCUACCAUUAGCAAGUGUUGAAACGGCGAAUCACGUCACGGGGGACGAUGGGUCGCCAAGCCGUAGUCCAGUUGAUCGGCUCCAUUUUGUCACGUAAAACCUCUCCAUCGCCACCAUUGUCUCUGUCUCACAUCCGCCAUUACACGGCGGCUGCGCCACCCCCUCCAGCCGUCUUUGUUGACAAAAACACGCGCGUCAUUUGUCAAGGCAUCACCGGAAAAAAUGGAACCUUCCACACCGAACAAGCCAUCGAAUACGGAACCAAGAUGGUCGGUGGUGUAACACCAAAGAAAGGUGGAACGGAACACUUGGGACUUCCUGUGUUUAAUACUGUUGCUGAAGCAAAAGCUGAAACCAAGGCCAAUGCUUCAGUUAUCUAUGUUCCUCCACCAUUUGCUGCAGCUGCCAUUAUGGAGGCAAUGGAAGCAGAGUUGGAUCUUGUUGUCUGCAUUACCGAAGGAAUUCCUCAGCAUGAUAUGGUACGAGUAAAAGCUGCUCUUAACAAGCAGUCCAAAACUCGAUUGAUAGGACCAAACUGCCCUGGUAUAAUCAAGCCUGGGCAUUGUAAAAUUGGAAUUAUGCCUGGUUAUAUUCAUAAGCCUGGACGGGUUGGAAUUGUUUCUCGCUCUGGUACCUUGACAUAUGAAGCGGUUUUCCAAACGACUGCUGUUGGCCUUGGACAAUCCACGUGUGUGGGUAUCGGGGGAGAUCCCUUCAAUGGAACAAACUUUGUUGACUGCAUGGAGAAGUUCCUAGCAGAUCCUCAGACAGAAGGUAUCGUUCUCAUAGGAGAGAUAGGAGGGACUGCAGAAGAGGAUGCUGCUGCGUUAAUUAAGGAAAGCGGUACUGAGAAGCCUAUUGUUGCAUUCAUUGCUGGAUUAACUGCUCCACCUGGUCGUCGUAUGGGUCAUGCUGGAGCUAUUGUGUCAGGUGGUAAGGGCACUGCACAAGACAAGAUUAAGACUCUCAGGGAAGCUGGGGUCACAGUGGUAGAGUCUCCUGCAAAAAUUGGGGCUGCCAUGCUAGACAUUUUCAAGCAGAGGGCCUAGCUGAGUAGUUCAAUUGUUGGACAUCUAACUUCAUUUACUUUCAUCAAAACCUUUGGUUUUUCUGCAAGUUUCAAACACUUGAUUCUUGUGAAUUAUAUUGGAUCUUUUCUUUCCCCCCGUUUUUUUAAAGCAAAGAGAGAUAAAUUAAAAUAAAAGAUAUUUUAGGACCUUGAGGCUACUAAAAUUUUUUAUCAGACCCAAUCAGCUCCAAUUUCCGUGGUUCUGGAGUGUACACCACUUACCAUAGAUAAUGCCCUUGACGAUGAAUUUUAAAUGACUUCAACUUGCUGUUUCUGCAAGGUUGUUUGCUUUGUAAUUCUGUGCUUCUGGGUAAGUUAUGGCAAUCUUUGUCAUAGCAUUGCUGUUGCCCAGCCAAUUCUUUAUUGAUGUUUAAAAGGUGCAUGUAUCAUGCACAGGCAUGCUUUUCUCUCCUUGCCAAGGUCUA